UCUUCUUCUUCUUCUUCUUCCUCAGCUUCUUCUUCUACUUACAUCUCAGAGCUGGUUAUUUUACGGUUAAGCAAACGAAACGGUGUUCGAGGGCGCAACACGAUGACCAAGUUCGCGCGACCAUGUGGUGAUCCACGUGCCCUACAAGAUCAAGACGAUCCACCAUACGCACACCAUCACGAAACACAUCCACCACGGAGGCGGAGGUGGUGACAAGUACGAAGUUCUCGGCUACACGGUGGGCCAUCCCAUAGAUUUGGGAGGUCACGGUGGUGGUGGUGGUGGUGGUGACUUCGGAGGCGGUGGCGGCCACGAUUUCGGCGGCGGCGGCGGCGACUUUGGAGGUGGCCACAUCGAAUACAGCGGCGGCGGAGGCGGAGGCGGAGGCGGUGGCGGUGGUCACAUCGAGUACAGCGGCGGCGACAUCGGCGGCGGUCAUGGAGGCGGAUUCGGUGGAGGAGGCCACGAAGAUUGGGGCGGCCAC
Molecule: messenger RNA, 484 nt
Organism: Heterotrigona itama
Lineage: Eukaryota; Metazoa; Arthropoda; Insecta; Hymenoptera; Apidae
Source: the annotation of a GenBank genome assembly